Pollicipes pollicipes is the source of this 437-nucleotide messenger RNA. Its product is annotated as ataxin-1-like. Gene Ontology annotation, biological process: regulation of DNA-templated transcription. The coding region runs from base 45 to 437 and encodes 130 amino acids. NCBI's taxonomy places the organism in Eukaryota, Metazoa, Arthropoda, Thecostraca, Pollicipedomorpha, Pollicipedidae. The transcript is spliced from 4 exons. The record is from RefSeq and is a predicted model, not a curated record. Gene Ontology annotation, molecular function: protein binding; RNA binding.
CCGGCGCCGCCGCCGCCGCCGCCGCCGGCCGCACCAAGGCCGAGAUGCCGGCGGCCGUCGCCAGCGAGCAGUACGCGCCGCCCGAGUACUUCCGGCUCGGCUCCAUCAUCGAGCUGGCCGACGGACGGCAGAAGCGGGUGGAGGAGCUGCAGACGGAGGACUUCGAGACGUCGGCCGACCUGUCCGCUGAGCUGAGGCUCGACCGCAGCGUCGUCACGCGCAUCGAGCAGCUGGGCCGCACCGCGUACAUCGUGUUCGCCGUGGGACCGUACCGGACAGAGGUGGCGUUGGAGGCGCAGCUGGAGCACCCGUUCUUCGUCUUCCACCGCGGCUGGUCGUCGUGCAGUCCGGCGCUGACGCUGCAGCUCUACAGCCUGCCGUGCCGGCAGCUGGAGGCGGGCGAUGCUGUCGGUCACGUGUGCUGGCGGCCGCGGUGA